CCGCGAGGCUUGAAGCUCACCAGGGCCUCAUUACAGGCCUGCAAGGCUGGAGAUCGCCCGAGCCGUAGAGUCCAGUCAGUCUCGCGAUCUCAUCCUAUCAAAAAAUGAGUCGUCUCUAUGCACACGUUGCAAGAUUCUGCUGAAAGUAAUCCUUGAACAACAAACAGUAGAGGAACCAACCGUCGACCACUGAUUGCCCGAAGAAGCGACGAUUUCCUACGUAAGUACACCGACUGCCUGGAGAAGCACUGGCGCUUGAGUUCUCGUUUCCUACGUAACACCCGAUUAAGGGCCCCAGCAAAGCGGUCUUCUUCCCUCCUCCCGUAAUCUCAAACCACCACUUCUGCUUUCACAUUCGCUUCCGAGCUCGUCUCUCAUGGCGGGCGAAGGCAAACUCGCCUGUUUCUUAAUCUUUUUCCUCUGUCUCCACCCAUCUUCGGAGGAACGAACGUGGGUCGAGUCCGGUUACUUCUACGCCGGCAGCGAAAUCCCGGUCUCGGACAUCGAUUCCUCCUUGUUUUCUCACCUCAUAUGUGCUUUCGCUUUCAUCGGCUCUUCGACCCAUCAGCUCUCCUUCAACUCCUCCACCGAACAAAUCUUCUCCGCCUUCACGAGCACCGUGAAACGCAAGAACCCUUCGGUCACCACGCUGCUGUCGGUGUGGGCAGGCGGAGAUGAUCCUUCGGCUUUCACUUCGAUGCUUGGUGGGUCUUCUUCAAGAAGGUCCUUUACCGAGUCUACGAUAGAAAAGGCAAGGCUUUAUGGCUUCAAUGGGGUUGAUCUCUGUGGGGUCUUGCCCAGUAGGAGCACAAACAGGACCGAUUUGAGUGCUCUUUUGGGGGAGUGGAGAGAUAGAGUAGUUGCCGAAUCAACAAAAUCUGGGAAACCUCAGUUGCUGCUAGUAAUGGCUGUGUAUUGUGAAUCCAUUGCUGACUCUGUGAGUUACCCACUUGACUCAAUUCAGAGCAAAUUGGACUGGGUUCACCUAAUUGCUUAUGAUUACCAUCUCCCCACCAGGGAAAAAUUUGUCCUCCCUCAUGCAGCUUUAUUUGACCCAGCAAGCCAGAACAACACAGACUUCUGCAUCACUUGGUUGUUGACUAGAGGAUUUCCUGCAAGAAAGCUGGUUCUGGGCUUGCCCUACCAUGGCUAUGCGUGGCAGCUUGAGGAUUCAAGCGACGAUGUCAUUGGCCAUCCGGCGGUGGGGCCUGCUGUGACGGCGGAUGGGUCAUUCGGAUACAAGGCCAUAAGAUCAUACAUCCGAGAUUUCGGUUAUGGAGCCAGUUCUGUUUAUAAUGGUACAUAUGUGGUGAAUAUUUUCAGAAAAGGGUUGAUAUGGAUCAAUUUCGAUGAUGUGGAGGCCAUUCGAGCCAAAGUAACUUAUUCCAAGGGAAAAGGGCUUCUUGGUUACAAUGUGUUUCAGGUUAACAACGAUCAGAACUGGGUUCUUUCCAGGACAGCUCAAGAAGCCGGUGAAGAUCAGCAAGAAAGGCGAUGGUUCCGGCUAGUUAUGCUUAUUUCGAUUGCUAUAGUUGUUCUCUUUAUAUUUGGCCUGAUAUGCAACUUACAGAGGAGAACAUUGAAAUCAAAAGGUACAUUUUGUAAAGUUCACUGGAGGAUUGCUAUAUCUCUGUGCUAAUUGGG
Messenger RNA from Syzygium oleosum, 1644 nucleotides. Its product is annotated as class V chitinase-like. The transcript is spliced from 2 exons. Bases 377 to 1639 code for a protein of 420 amino acids. Gene Ontology annotation, molecular function: chitinase activity; chitin binding. Gene Ontology annotation, biological process: carbohydrate metabolic process; chitin catabolic process. Gene Ontology annotation, cellular component: extracellular region. NCBI's taxonomy places the organism in Eukaryota, Viridiplantae, Streptophyta, Magnoliopsida, Myrtales, Myrtaceae. The record is from RefSeq and is a predicted model, not a curated record.